Verticillium dahliae VdLs.17 is the source of this 1416-nucleotide messenger RNA. RefSeq names its product purine-cytosine permease FCY2. The coding region runs from base 1 to 1416 and encodes 471 amino acids. The transcript is spliced from 3 exons. The record is from RefSeq and is a predicted model, not a curated record. Gene Ontology annotation, biological process: transmembrane transport. Gene Ontology annotation, cellular component: plasma membrane. Lineage: Eukaryota; Fungi; Ascomycota; Sordariomycetes; Glomerellales; Plectosphaerellaceae. Gene Ontology annotation, molecular function: transmembrane transporter activity.
AUGGACGUCGAGACAGCAAAGCAGCAGGCGCCCGCCGUCGCCUCGCCACUCGAGGAUAAGCCGACUCACGAUGCGCCGGAAGCCGGCCGUAGUACCCUCAAGAUGUUGUUCCGCAAGGCUCUUGUCUCCGGUCGUGUAGAGGAGCGUGGUGUCGAGCCCAUCGCCCUUGAGGAGCGCAACUCGACGCGCUACUUCAACUGCUUCACCAUCUGGUUUUCCAUCAACUUCAACAUCCUGCCGAUCACUUUCGGUCUCAUUGGCCCCAAGUACAAUGGUCUCAGCUUUCGUGACUCUGUCCUCAUCAUUGUCUUCGUUAUCCUCUUUGUCACUUUGGCCCCCGCCUACAUGGCAACUCUGGGUCCCAAAACUGGCAUGCGACAGAUGAUCCAAGCUCGAUUCAGCUUCGGCCCUUACCUUGUCGCCAUCCCCGUCCUCCUGAACCUGGCCACGCUCACCGGCUUCUGCAUCAUCAUGUUUGUCGUGGGCGGCCAGUGCAUCUCGGCCGUCACUGACGGCGCGCUAACACCGACCCUCGGCAUCGUGCUGAUAUCCCUUCUCGCUCUGACCAUCUCCUUCUGCGGCUACAAAAUCCUGCACUUUUAUGAGACCUACGCCUUCAUCCCGGCACUGGUCGCCAUUGUCAUCGCCACUGGUACCGGCGGCUCUAAGCUGCAUGAGCGUGUCGAGGUCCCGACGGCCACGGCCCCACAGGUCCUAAACUAUUGCAUGAUCAUCGCUUCAUACAUGAUCCCCUGGGCCUGCAUCGCCUCGGAUCUGACGACCUACUUCAGCCCCUCAGCGCUGCCAUUCCCAAUGUGCGGGGCGUGGAGCGCCGCCUAUGACGAGACUCUUGUCGGCGGUGUCUUGGCCGCCAUGCUUGAGCCCGCUGGCGGUUUUGGCAAGUUCGUCGUCGUCAUCCUAGCCUUCACUUUGCUCGGCAACGUUGCUGGCACAAUGUACGCCGUCACCCUGAACUUCCAGACAGUCGCACCAGUUUUCUCGCGUGUUCCGCGAUACAUCUACGCCAUUGUUGUUACGGCCAUCAUGAUCCCCGUCGCCAUCAAGGCCGCUGACGACUUCUUCCUGAGCCUCGAAAACUUUGUGGCUGUUAUCGCCUACUGGUCUGCCGCCUUCAUCGGCAUCGUCUUGGUCGAACACUUUGUCUUCCGCAAGGCCAAUCACAAGGCAUACAACCACGACGAGUGGAACGAUGCAUCGAGGCUGCCGAGCGGACUCGCUGCCAUUGGCGCAGGGCUUCUGAGCUUUGGCCUCAUCAUCCCCUGCAUGGACCAGGCAUGGUACACUGGGCCGAUUGCAAAGACGACGGGCGACUUGGGCUUCGAGGUGGCCUUUGUGCUAAGCUCCUUGCUUUAUCUACCGCUGCGAUAUGCUGAGAAGCGUGUGCUGCAGAGGUAG